Messenger RNA from Gossypium raimondii (Peruvian cotton), 947 nucleotides. RefSeq lists its product as uncharacterized. The record is from RefSeq and is a predicted model, not a curated record. The transcript has 2 exons. Lineage: Eukaryota; Viridiplantae; Streptophyta; Magnoliopsida; Malvales; Malvaceae. The coding region runs from base 173 to 658 and encodes 161 amino acids.
AAAACGCCAUCGUUUACUUUCCCAUCGAGAGAAAAGUAGGAAUGCUUCAAUUUCUGUUCUACUUCUAGGGCUACCCCAUUUCUCUUUCUCCCACAAGCUCUGAAAAAAGUAAGAAAAGCAGAGAAGAGAAGAGAAGAGAAGAGAAGAGAAGAGGUUUUGUCAAUUUGAAACAAUGGCGACGACAGGGCAGCCAAAACGACAAGGACAACAGCAGCAGCAGCAACAACAACAAAAUAAAACGACGGAGAAGAGAAAGCCGGUGUUUGUGAAAGUAGAUCAGCUAAAACCAGGGACAAAAGGCCACACCUUAGUCGCCAAGGUAUUGUCCUCUAACAUGGUCCUUCAAAAGGGUCGAGCCGCUUCUCGAAAUCUCCGCCAAACCCGCAUCGCUGAGUGCCUUGUCGGAGACGAGACCGGCACUGUCCUCUUCACUGCUCGUAAUGAGCAAGUUGACUUGAUGAAGCCCGAUGACACUGUAAUUCUUCGUAAUGCGAAGAUCGAUAUGUUUAAGGGUUCUAUGAGGCUGGCUGUCGACAAAUGGGGCCGCAUCGAGGUCACUGACCCUGCCAACUUUGUUGUUAAAGAGGAUAACAAUCUAUCGCUUGUCGAGUAUGAGUUGGUUAGUGUGCUUGAAAAUGACGAGAUUGCUGAGACCUAAGCUGCUGGAUACCGAAAGAGUUCUUAUGGAUUGACCUGAUGAUUCUGGUUUACCCUUCAUAAUGUUGGCGAGAUGCUAUUAUGGUACAAUUUUCAUUGUGAACGUGUUGGGUUUGGUAUACAAAUCUUGCUGAUGGUUGGUCUUCUGCAUCAUACUUUUUAACAUCUAAUGGUCUAGAUUAAGUACUAGUGGAAUAUGUACAAGACUGCUUUCUAGUGAACAAAUUGCAUCUGGAAAUUUAAGUGUUGAUAGUAAGAUCUUUCUAAAUCGAGUUGUUCGUUGGUUUAAA